GUGAAAAUAAAACAAAUCGUAAGAAAACGAAGAAGAUAUUAUGAUAAAAUGGCUAUCACCAAAAAUAUUCUAGUUGCAUUUGUUCUCACCAUUCUGCUUGCCUUAUGUUCAUUGUCGUAUAACAUCUGAUGAAAACAUUUCUGCCUAAGUGAAACAAAACAAAUCAUAAGAAAAAGAAGAAGAUAGUAUUAUAAAAUGGAUAUCACCAAAAAGAAUCUAGUUGCAUUUGUUCUCACCAUUCUGCUCGUCGUAUCUUAUGUUCAUUGUCGUACAACAUCUGAUAACAUUUCAGGUUUUGUAAUCAAAAAGGAGGAUAUGUGCUUCAAAACAAGUGAGUGUUUGCAACCCGGCAUGGGGCCGGGGGAGUCAUUGGACAAAGUUUGCAUUGCAUUUUGUCAGAGGAUGAAGUUUAAAUCAGGCUGGUGUGAAUUCUAUGGUAGUCCAUGCUGUUGUUCCUCUAAAUAAGCAUGUGUUUGACUAAGAAUCUAAGAUAUAUAUAUAAUACAAUACAUACUGGUGUUAAACCAUUAGACAAAAAAAAAUACAUACUGCAGUACAAGGAAACAUAAUUCGUUUUCAAACGUGUUAGAUUUUUAUUUAAAUAUACUAGUCGUUUCGCAAGUUUUCUUGUAAUGAUCAGUAGCUUUCAAUGUUUUAUUGUAUCGUUAAAAUAUAUAUGAGAGUGUAUAAAGUUCCAAGAAUGGAAUAUUUUCACUAAAAUGUGGUUACCGACGGCUCUUUAGGAAUCAAACUACACAUUUAACACUUAGAAUACCAUGAUUUGGCAGCUGGGAACAUCACCAAAAUCAAUUGUUACGAUAUAUAGUAGUGCAUGUCUAUGAGAUAACUUCCAUCGUCAUUAUGUGGAACAACUUUGAUUACAAAAGAUUGCAAUGGCUCAGCCUCAUUUUAUGCGACGGAUGCUCCCAGCCUCUCACCCAUAUGCAAUUAAAAAAAACCGUAGCAUGCCGGAACUACGAAGCACUACUUCCAUGCUCGUGAAACCUCGAUCUUUGUGACCUUUCUUAAUGAAGACUAAAAACCAAAAAAUAACAUAUGAACUUUUUAAAAGAAUUCAGUCAAUGCGACUGUUAUUAUAAAAAGAAAUAACACUCUACGACCGUAAAGUAUGUAAAUUGAUUUUUUUCAUCACAAUUCCAUUUGAAACGUAAGGUAUUUCCUUCUCAAAGUAGUCAUUGGAUAUACAAAUGGUACCAAUUCAAGAUCAUUGACCAAAAUAUUUUAAUAGUUAUGGCAAAUUAUAAUUAAUUUGUUCCGAUUUUUCAUAAUGAUUAUUUUUGGGUUAAUUUAAAAAAUACUCUAUUUAUAGUUUAGAAUUUGAAAAAUAAAUCUAUAUUUAUAUUUUGAUAACUACACUUUCUUUAGUAACUAAAAUACAAAUUAAAUAUCUGUUUUAGUAACUAAAAUACAAAUUAAAAAUGCUAUAUUAUGAUUAUUAGUGUUUAAAAUAAAUAUACGCCUAAACACAAAUAUAUUAUUUUACUAUUUACUAUUUUAAGAUAGCAUUGAUAAAUACAAAAGAUUCUAAAAUCUUUAUAAAUUUUAUGAAAGCUCUGGCUACAAUUAAGUUUUGAAAACAUCACUUCUAGUACAAUUCGAUUCUUUGUAUACAGAUGUAUGUAUGUGCUAACUGACUUCAAUCUAAUAUAGUUUUAGAGGAAAUUAUAUUGCAUCUUUUUAGAGGGGUUUCUAUCUUGUGAUUAUGUUGACCGCUGGUUUUGGAAUUUGUGAUAUGCUGCAUGUGGCUUCUCCGAUCAAUGUAACUUCUCUAUUUCACUGAGAGUAUGGCUCCAAGCCAUUUAAUAGAGUUUCUGCUAUUAAACUUUUCACAAAAAUCAAAAUUAGUUUGCACAGUAUAAUUAUUAAACUGAUGAUGAUAAACAACAAUACGGGUAUCACAUUGAUUCAGUCUGUUUUUUUGGUUGAAUUUGUUAGUAUAGAUAUUAAAAUAAUCAUGAUCACAAAAUAUAUUAGAAUUAUAUUGGAUAAUUUAGUCAAUUUACUUAUAUAAAAGUGUUGUUUCCAAAAAAAACAAAUAAAUGUGUAGUUUUCAAAUAAGAUCUCAUGUUAUUCAAAUUUUCUCUUAUUUUCAACGUUUUACUUAAAUUUUCAAAGUCAAAAGAGGUUGAGAUUUUGUUGAUCAUUUGGUAGAACUAGGAUUUCUGACUAGAAUAACUCAAAUUAUAUUAAUAUUUAUAUCAACCUAAUUUAUCCGGUGAUACUAUUCUUUUUUACCAUUACUCGGUAAAAAUAUGUUCUAUGUGUCUACAUAGUUCAUGUAAUAUAUGGUCAAAUGUGCCUAAAAACUAUUUCACUGGAAGAAAGAGGAGUUAUCCACGUUACACAUUUAUUAACUACACAUAUAUGCACUGAAUUUUCUAUUUUAUAUGGCCGAAGCAAUAUAUGAUUAUAACCCCCCCUCCCCCCCCCUCCACAACCUCUAAUACUAAACAUUAACCCAACCGAUAAAUAUUAAACUCUAAAUCCCAACCACUAAACCCAAACCCAAAUAUAAAUAUAGUAUAAAUUUAUAAUAUUGUAAGCAAAUUCAAAACUUAAAUUAAUAUAAAAUAUUAUGUAAUAUUAUACUAUGCUAUAUACAUAAAUAGACAUGAAAGAAAGAUGAGUCAUCUCCGUCACAUGUUUAUUGACCACAUACAUAUGCACUGAGUGCUACUUCCUCUGUUUUUAAAAGAUGCAUAUUCUAGACUUUUCACAUAUAUUAAGAAAACUCAUUAAAUAUGCAUUAUUUUUUGUGAAUAACAAUUUUUCAUAACUUUUGGCUAAUAAAAAUUCCAUAAACACCAUUAAUUUUUCUGAAACUUACAAUUUUUCAUAAAAUCAUCAUUGAAAAGGUAAAAAAAUAUAUUUUUUUGAAACAAAUUUUUUUUCUAGAACAUACAUCUUUUAGGACCGGAGGGAAUAUAUUCUAUAUGACAGAAAUAAUACAAGAUUAUAACUCCACCCAUAACCUCUAAUACUAAACAUUACCUCAAUCCAUAAAUAUUAAACCCUAAAUCCAACCACUAAACCCAAACCCAAUAUAAACUAUAAUACAUACUCCAUCUGUUUCAUAUUAAGUGUCAUUUUGACUUUGUGCACACAGAUUAAAAAAACAAUUAUUUUUUUGUAUUUCCUAUAUAAAAACACAGUUACCUAUACACUUAAUCAUAUUUCAACCAAUAGAAAAAUAAAUUACUGCAUAAAAUUAAUAAAUUUUGCAUUGAAAAUCGAAAAUGAUACUUAUAUUCCACAUAGCCGAAAUAGUAUAAAAUUAUAACCCACCCACAAACCUUAAUAGUUCAGAACGUUCUUUUGUACAAAACAACUUAACAUAAAUAAGAUAACAAAUGGAUGAUGUCUUGUAAAGCAAUCUGAUCGGAAAUAAGCGGAAUAUGAAAAAAAAAUGACCAAAGAAGAUAAAAAAUAAUAAUAAGGAAAAUAGCAAAGCAUUAAAACUUUUACGUGAACGUGUAAGAGAAUGGGACACAUACAUAAGUGGAAAGUGACCAAUCCCCAACACCUCAUCUUCAAAUUUAUUUAUUGUUUAUUACAUUAUUAUUGCCAUUAUUUUAUUCAAUUAAUUAUUAGUAUUAUUGUCUUUCGCAUAAAACAGCACUGCAACGAUAUAACAAAACAAAUCCUAUAAAAUAUAUUUUGGCAGUAGUUUAGACUAUUUUGUUAGACUAAAAAAGUAAAAAACCAUUUUAGUUGCCCGAGUAAAGAAACAAAAACGCACAUAUGUGCUUAUUAAACCUCUCUCUAACUUGCUCUACCUUCUCUCUACCAAAGUUUCUAAAUCAAAGAAUCUCGUCGGUGACCGGUGGUCUUUCCACCGGUUACCAUCUUUUUUAUUUUGUUUUUUGUUGUGAAUACUUUCGAUCUAUGUAUCGAACUUGCUUCGCGUAGGCGAUCUUGUUUUCGUUAGGCGAUUUUGGUGUGCUAAGCUUUAAUCAAAACAGACCCGAUUUUCACUCGUAAUGUUUCUCUAUUUUGAAUUAAAGCUGAAUAAAGUUUUCAAAUUAAACUUCAUCUCUCGUAUUUCAACUUAUCUAUUCCUGUUUGUCUCUAAAAUUUUCUUCUUCUUUAUCUGGCAUGCUUGAUCUUCAAGUUUGAAGAAAUCAAUCUUUGCUUCAUAUGGAUUUGGCAAAGUAUUCGGAUGAUUUGAAGAUUUGAGUUUUUACAAGUGAGCUUUUGGUUUGGUACAGUUUAAGAAAAGACAGAGUUUGUUCUAUAGACAAGUGUUCUGUCAAUAGCUGUGUCCUAAAUCAGAUAAUGCUUCUUGAAGAUGUUCACAUCCAGUGAAGACAGUAAGAGAGUCUCAGAGGCAACAGCGAUUGAGAGACUGAAGCAUACAAAUGGAAUCAAAGUUGGGUUCGAUCUUUGUGUUCCGGAGGAAUCGACUCGUCGGAGUUCAAGUCAGUUACCUUGCCGGAGAAGAGGCAAUCCUUUCCCAUGAGUGACACGUGGAGCCAGUUAAGAGAUGAUGGAGGCACGUAGAUGGACAACUGCCUUACUCUUGUUCAUCCUUAUCAUAUAAUUUAGGGUUUAAUUGGGCUCUGCAUUUGUAAUGGGUUUGAAUUCCAUUUGUAACAAAAAUUGCCCUUUGGGCUUUUAAUAUAAAGGUUGA
Brassica rapa (field mustard) is the source of this 4651-nucleotide messenger RNA. RefSeq names its product putative defensin-like protein 110. NCBI's taxonomy places the organism in Eukaryota, Viridiplantae, Streptophyta, Magnoliopsida, Brassicales, Brassicaceae. The record is from RefSeq and is a predicted model, not a curated record.